CUUUUUUAUUUCAAUGUUACUAUUCGUUGUGUUGUGAUUUCAAGUGCGGCAUAUGGUGGAACAACAUCUUGGUGGUCUGACAGCAUCCUUAAUGUUAUCGUUAAAAAACUAUCAUUUGAAUAUCUUAAUAUGACGGCGAACAAAGAAUGGAUUGUUGUGUGGUGCUGCUUGGUGGUAUUCUUAAUCCUUAUAGGAGAUUCUUCUUCUAUAAAAUUAGCGAAGAAAAAAAAAGAUAAACACUGGAAAGCUCGUGUAAUAAGCAACCAUUUGAAAACACACAAGACCCUAGAAGGUAUGGUAAGGCUGGUGGAUGCCGACAACGAAUAUGAAGGAAACGUAGAAAUCCUCCAUAUGGGCAAGUGGGGUGCAGUUUGUGAUGACGAAUGGGACGUACGCGACGGCCAAGUAGUCUGUCGGCAACUUGGUUUUGACCGUCUGCUUAAGGUCACGCAUAACUCUCAUUUCGGACAAACAACUAGAAGUUAUUGGAUGGACAAUAUAAGGUGCGGUGGUGAAGAAAAAGAGUUAUCAGAUUGUAGAUUUGAUAGCUGGGGUGAAAGUGACUGUGAUCCAUCCGAAGCUGCCGGUGUAGUGUGUGAAUCCUCCAACACUCAACAGAAUAUCACAACAACUGCACCUACAGAAAUACCACAAAAAAAAAUUAAAAAACAUAAAAUAAAAGACUCUGCUGGAUCAAACUUUGAAUUACGACUGGCUGGAGGUAGAGAACCACAAGAAGGUCGAGUUCAAGUCAAAACAAAAGAUGGAUGGGGAGUGAUUUGCGGUGAAGGUUUUGGCGUGCUCGAGUCAAUGGUAGUAUGUCGUUCUAUGGGCUUAGGAUAUGCAGCCGGCGGUAUCUAUCAGACAGAUCAGUUUGGAGGCUUAGAUGAUAUGAUUGCCUUGUCAGCAGUUGAAUGCAAAGGCGAUGAAUCCGGUCUCGAACAUUGUUAUCAUCAGCGUAGUGCUGACUGUGUUUCAAAGAAGAAGACCGUGGCAGCCGUCAUGUGUGUUACAGAAAUGGCUGAUCUCUCUAUAAAUGCUGAUGAAAUCAUUAGCUCAGCGUAUCUCGAAGACAAACAAAUGUACUUUUUACAAUGUGCAAUGGAGGAAAACUGCUUGGCGUCGUCUGCUUACCAAAUUCGACAAGAAGACAGUUAUAAUUGGCAUAUUAUAACCAGAAGAUUGCUACGUUUUACUGCCAAAAUAACAAAUGUAGGAACCGCCCCUUUCCGUCCGGCUAUACCUAAACAUUUAUGGCAGUUUCAUCAAUGUCACAUGCAUUAUCAUAGCAUGGAAGUAUUUGCCACUUUUGACGUGAUGGACAUGGGCGGUAUGAAGGUAGCUGAGGGACAUAAAGCGUCGUUUUGUUUGGAGGAUAACCAAUGCACUGAUGGAGCAAAACCAACGUUUGCUUGCGCUAACUACGGUGACCAAGGAAUAUCGGUAAACUGUUCGGAUAUUUAUCGCCAUAACAUUGACUGUCAGUGGGUGGAUAUUACAGAUCUCAACCCCGGAUUAUAUACGUUCAAAGUUUCGGUCAAUCCUGAGUACAAAAUUCCUGAAAUGACAUACACCAACAAUGCGGUAGUUUGUUCCAUGUACUAUUCCGAAACGUUUGUAAAAAUUCACGACUGCAUUAUCCAAAAUCCGUGAUAACACAUUUCUGUAUUGGAUAAUUACUUUUAAAAUUAAAUUGAACACACUUAAGUAAUUUCUUAUUUCAAUAAAUAGUUGCCUGGUAUUUUAUUGAUUUGUUAACAUCAAAUUAAAAUUAGCAAUAAAAUAUGCUAUCGUUCGAAUCCUAAUGAUUGAUGUAAGUUUUUUCUCAUUUGUUUUUCUAAGUACUAUAAUAAUAAUUAUCUUUUGAC
Messenger RNA from Adelges cooleyi (spruce gall adelgid), 1868 nucleotides. RefSeq names its product lysyl oxidase homolog 2 (gene Loxl2). NCBI's taxonomy places the organism in Eukaryota, Metazoa, Arthropoda, Insecta, Hemiptera, Adelgidae. The transcript is spliced from 8 exons. Gene Ontology annotation, molecular function: copper ion binding; protein-lysine 6-oxidase activity. Gene Ontology annotation, cellular component: membrane. Bases 130 to 1653 code for a protein of 507 amino acids. Gene Ontology annotation, biological process: peptidyl-lysine oxidation. The record is from RefSeq and is a predicted model, not a curated record.